CCGAGUUCUCUCAUUUAAAUUUUAUUUAGUUUUGUGACAUCAUUGAUACUUGUUCUGUUAUUAAAACUAUCAUAUAUUUUAUGAAUAAAAAUAAAUAUCACUAUAAUUUUUGCUUAUUAUGAAAAAUGAUUAAACUAAGUAGAAUUUGUACUCGUAAAUUGACAUUGUUAACCGCAGUUGUUUGUUCAUUUGCUCAAACGCCAUCCAUUAAUGAUGGAAUUGUUUUUAGUGGAACAACAAAAGUGACGACUACUACUACUACUACCGCACGACCUAAUUCAAAUUGUAUUUGUGUCCUCCAAGGUACGUGUUUGUCACCAUCAGCCACUACUGCAGUUCCUUCAAUAGAUAUACGCAUUGUCAAUCAGGGUAAACAAUCGUGUCCUUCAGGUCAAGUAUUGUGCUGCGAUGUAUCAGGAAGUUUUACAAGUUCAUGUGGCACCCGAAAAAUAACAAAUUCUCCAAUUCAAGGUCAAGGAAUAGCCAAAUAUGGAGAAUAUCCGUGGCACGUUGCUAUUUUAAAACCAAACAAUGAGUACAUUGGUUCCGGAGUUCUCAUUACAUCUACACAUAUUUUGACAGCAGCCCACAAAGUUUCAUCAUAUCCUAAUACGCAAUUCAAAAUUCGACUUGGAGAUUGGAAUGGUAUAUUAGACAGCGAGCCUUAUCCAUAUCAAGAGUAUUCCCCUCUCACUGUUAAAAUACAUGAAAAUUUCAACCCAAGCACUCUCUACAAUGACAUCGCUGUGAUUAAAAUUAAUGGAGAGGUGCCACUAGCAUUAAGUCCGCAUAUCAAUACAGCAUGUUUACCAACGGCACUCCCACCUGUUGGGACACAGUGUUGGGUUACUGGAUGGGGAAAAAAUGCUUUUGGACCCACCGGAAGUUAUCAAAGUAUUUUGAGAGAAGUUCAAGUCCCGAUUAUUGAUCAAUCGGUUUGCGAAAAUCAGCUUCGUAACACGAGGCUAGGUGGAUUAUUUUAUUUGAAUAGAAUGAGUUUUAUGUGUGCCGGUGGAGAACCUGGAAAAGACGCUUGUACGGGGGAUGGUGGUGCACCAUUGGUAUGUUUAUCCAGCACGCAACAAUGGAGUGUAAUUGGCUUGGUUAGUUGGGGUAUUGGAUGUGCGCAAAAUAUUCCAGGAGUUUAUGUUAAUGUAGUUAAUUACUUACCAUGGAUCUAUCAAAAUAUAAGUUAGGAUUAUGUAGAUUAUUAUAAAUAAAAAAUGUCCAUCGAGAUUUAAAAUGAAAAAA
Cotesia glomerata is the source of this 1251-nucleotide messenger RNA. RefSeq names its product phenoloxidase-activating factor 2-like. The record is from RefSeq and is a predicted model, not a curated record. The transcript is spliced from 5 exons. Gene Ontology annotation, molecular function: serine-type endopeptidase activity. Bases 126 to 1196 code for a protein of 356 amino acids. NCBI's taxonomy places the organism in Eukaryota, Metazoa, Arthropoda, Insecta, Hymenoptera, Braconidae. Gene Ontology annotation, biological process: proteolysis.